AUGCCUGCCGUCUAUCCAUCCUUGCGCACCGAGUCCGACACAGGAAAAGGCUACGGCCAAUCAGCCAGCAUCAACUUUGUGAUUGGCUCCAGGGUCUGCGAUAGUCUGCAACCACCGGCCGGUGCGGCACGCAUGUCUAUCACUGCGGACGUUCCUUCCGUUGCAGACAGAGACGCACGGCAAAAGCAACACGGUUGGAACGCCGCGCCUGCUAAAUAUGACAGCGCCAGACCGGCGCCUCAUCCAUAG
This is a messenger RNA of Parastagonospora nodorum SN15, 249 nucleotides long. RefSeq lists its product as hypothetical. The coding region runs from base 1 to 249 and encodes 82 amino acids. The transcript is spliced from 2 exons. Lineage: Eukaryota; Fungi; Ascomycota; Dothideomycetes; Pleosporales; Phaeosphaeriaceae. The record is from RefSeq and is a predicted model, not a curated record.